Symbiodinium sp. CCMP2592 is the source of this 2220-nucleotide messenger RNA. Lineage: Eukaryota; Dinophyceae; Suessiales; Symbiodiniaceae. The record is from the annotation of a GenBank genome assembly.
AUGCAGUGGACUGGCUCGGCCCUGGUUUUUUUCUGGCUCGCUGUGCUGGUUCAGGCCCGAGAGGAGGACUCACCACCAGAAGAGUUCAAGAUCUGCACCGGUCGACUGGAAGAACAGGAGACCUGGUCGUGUCCAGACGUAACUGCUGACAAGUGCGCCACCACGUACACUGCCGUUGGUGGUGGUGCCUACAUGCAGUGUGGUCGCGAUGGGAAGCUUUGCCUUCACUCAGCCUUCUGCGACACGACCACUACGACUACAUUGCCGGGGUUUGUCCUGAUCGAUGACGACGGCCUCUGGGUGAAGAUCAACCAGUGGACCCAAGGUCUGUAUGAAAGGCAGAUCAACGCCUACGGCACGGUGAGAACGAGUGGUCCAGGUGAUGGCAAGCUCGAUGACGGUGUGAUCAAUGCUCUCAUGAUGGUGAAUAAGCUGCGUGGGCCAUCGGGGAAUACCUACAACAUCUUCAAGGUCACGGCAAAGGAAGCCAAUCUGGCGUACUACCUCCGCGUGAAAGACCGGAACUACACCGACACGAAAAGGAACUUCGAUUUCCGUCGAUACAGCACUUACCAGGCCGUUGGUGACAGGAUGCCACAGAACUUGGAAACCGGCUACAAGGACUUGAACAUUGGUGGCAUUUUUGACGCUCACCAUUGGGGAGCGCGGCAGUCCUGCAACAGAUUCUUCAUGGGCCACGACUCCUGGGAUGAUUGCUAUCAUGCAGACGGCGGAAGAAACACCAACAAGCGUUGUUUCAGUGGAGGAUAUUACUGCCACAACAAGCUCCGGCGGCGCUACCCGCCGCUCCUAAAUGUACAAAUGUUUCUGAAGAUUGCAGAGAAAGGCCAGGCCUUGCCGGGAGGAUGCGGCUGCCGGCGCCUCGGAAGCAAUCGGAGGCCGAUGAAGUGGCAGCCGUUGGACAGGGACCUGAGCUUCGCGGGGACAUGGAACUGGCUUCCGCAAAAGGACGAAGAGGAGCUCCCGUGUGCCGAAUUGCCUCACAGCGCAGAAACUGCGAGCGCAGCUGGAAGUGUGGCCACCACGGCUGUAGGCAUGGAGCAGGUUGAGAGCUUUCCGGCUUCACAGUUCAAGUUCAUGCCGACGGCCAGGAAGCACUUCACCGGUCCACUUCUUCAUCGGUCCCAUGAACUCUUCGAGACGUACAACAUCGGAAGCCAGCCGGACGCAACAGUCUCAGAGCUUGGCGAGCAUGGAGCAGUCCACUCUUCGGAAGAAGGCACAUGUCCGAGUCCCGAUUCUGCAAGUGACAGUUUGCCAAGCUCUCCGUCUUCACAAAACUGGAGCAACGACCACGAGGUCUCGUCGGCAGUUGAUGCAAAGUUUUAUCAACUUCCUGCUAUUGCACAUGUCGAGAAAGAUGAACUCGACCACUUGUCGCGGUGCAUCCUGGAAGAAAGUGAGACGUGGAUGAAUUGGAUGCACCAUGGGCAAGGCAUGCCAUCACAAAUUCUUUGGGAGUCCCUGCUGCAUGAGCUCUGCCAACUCGGCGAGAGCAGUCGAGCAAGAGCGUAUUUCCUCGCUGGCGCGGAGCUGGGUUGUCGCCCCUCUUGCUUGACGAGAUUGGCAGACCUGUGCGGAGAUGUCGAGCCGCCAGCACUACUCCGAUCAGCCUCUGAGUCUUCCGUGGCUUCAGUGGAGUCUCUCAUGCGUCCUGGCUGUUUAGAUAGGUCGCUCGAGCCUCACGCCCGCGAGCCUGGAGCAACUCCCAAGGCCGAACAGGAGGCGCCUGUCCUCCGGACUGCUGACAGUGCCCCGGACAGACAGGUCCUUGAGUUGGACGCACUCAUUUUGCCGCCGGUGCCGAGAAGAGUCGAGCGUGGUACGGACUUCUCGCUUCCGCUUCACUCCACCAUCCAGGCAUGUGCGGGAUGCAUGCAGACAGCCUCAAGACGGACAAGCGAGGCAAGCAGGACGACUGCAAUUUGGGCCGACCUGGAUGAGCAGGAACGGCUAUUCCAAGAGCUCGGGCGCGCCGGGUACAUACAAAAGCGCAUUCACCGCAAGCUGCACGUGCAAGCAGCACAGAUCGGCGAUCGCGAGCUUCUCAGGGUGGGAGACUUGUGCUUCAGCAAGCAGUUCGCAGAAGUCGAGAGACUUGCAGGGAGAGCAUCUACAAACGAUUGCUUUCAGGUCAGCAUGCCAGCUUUGCAAGCUUUGUGCCAUGACCUUCAUCCACGCCCUUGGGAGCCUCGGUGA